Molecule: messenger RNA, 2332 nt
Organism: Nicotiana tabacum (common tobacco)
Lineage: Eukaryota; Viridiplantae; Streptophyta; Magnoliopsida; Solanales; Solanaceae
Biological process (GO): GPI anchor biosynthetic process
Cellular component (GO): endoplasmic reticulum
Molecular function (GO): catalytic activity
Source: RefSeq, a predicted model, not a curated record
UGUCCAAUAAACGCCCUGUUCUCUCACCCACUAUCCUCUCGGGGCAGUUACCGCCCCCACCUCACUCUCCUCUCUCGUUAAGAAAUAUAGCCAUUUGCCUUUCAGUAGUGCUUUCUUUACAGAAAGAGAGGAAGAAAAUUUUCUGUGCUAAAACAGAGAGCCCUAGAAAACCUGCCAAAUGUCACCAACCCAUUCACUGUAAGACUCCUUCUGAUCCUCCAACUCUACUCGCAACCAAACUCCUCAUAAACUAUUCUCUUUUGAUACUGAACAUAAUACCAUUUCAUUUUUUUGCUUAAUAAAUGCCCAAAAUUUACUGGACUAAUUCUCAUUUCAUAGACCCAUUCUCAGAACUCGACACCUCUAAUUGAAAGUUAAGGAACCCAACCAUCCCGCCACACGGGACCUUUGUGGUCACAAAACUAUUACUAGUCACUCAUUUUUCAUGCCACUAUAUAAACACAAAAAUACACUAAGUGGGAAGGAGGGUCUCGCCAAAGCAGCUUUUGUCAACUCUCUUUGUUCAUUCCCAUUUCUUGGUCAUGCUAAGAGUUCUCAACCAAAAGCUGAAGAAGUUUUGUUUUGGUCUAAGAUGGCCUAUACGCCGCCGUUCAAAGACCAAGAUCAAGAUUACUGUCAAACAGCUAGGAAAAUCUAAUUCCAAGUCUCAUUCUCAGCUUGAAUCAGAUAAAGAACCAGCUAAUGCAAAUGGGUCUGCGCUGAUCCAUCCCAGUAAUGGGCAUGAAUUGGGUCGUUCUAAAUCUGGACGUACAAUUCGUGUAGCUACAUUCAAUGCUGCCCUUUUCUCUAUGGCACCAGCACUUCCAAAGAAGAUUGACAGGUCAGCUAGUUUUGACUUUGAAAAUGAUGAUUAUUACUCCUGUAAUUUAAGAGCAAAAUCAUCAAAUGAUCGUCCUAAGAGUAUACUCAAACAAUCUCCUCUGCAUCCUAGUAAAGAAGCUGAUACUCUAUUAAAGAAGCAAGCUUUUGCUAAAUCAAAGUUAAGGGUGUCCAUAAAUUUACCAGAUAAUGAAAUAUCUUUGAAGAAAAGUGGGCAAUUAAGCUUUUUGGGAUGUGAUAGUGAGAGGUUUUUAGGAAGUGGAAUAUGCAGGGGAAAGGCUCCUUUAAGGUCUACAGUAAGUAUGCCACGUAUAGAUGGUCAGAGUUAUAGAAGUACAAGAACUGUUCUUGAAGUAUUGAGAGAGUUGAAUGCUGAUAUUUUAGCAUUGCAAGAUGUUAAAGCAGUGGAGGAGAAAGGUAUGAAGCCGUUAUCGGAUUUGGCUGCUGCUUUGGGGAUGAAUUAUGUAUUUGCAGAGAGCUGGGCUCCUGAGUAUGGCAAUGCUAUUAUGUCAAAAUGGCCUAUUAAGUCUUGGAAGAUACAAAAGAUCUUUGACGACUCCGAUUUCAGAAAUGUUCUAAAGGCCACAAUUGAUGUUCCUCGAGUUGGAGAAUUCAAUUUCUACUGCACUCACCUUGAUCACUUGGAUGAGAAUUGGCGUAUGAAGCAAAUUAAUGCUGUAAUCCAAUCCUCUGAUAAGCCACACAUUAUAGCCGGGGGAUUAAAUUCUCUAGACGAAACAGAUUACUCUCCAGAAAGAUGGACAGAUAUUGUAAAGUAUUAUGAAGAAAUGGGAAAGCCAACACCAAAGGUUGAGGUAAUGAAGCAUUUGAAGAGUAAAGAGUAUACUGAUGCUAAAGAUUUUGCUGGGGAAUGCGAGUCUGUUGUCAUGAUUGCCAAAGGACAGAGUGUGCAGGGAACGUGCAAGUAUGGAACUCGAGUGGAUUACAUACUCUCAUCAUCGGAUUCACCAUACAAGUUUGUUCCAGGCUCAUACUCCGUUUUCUCCUCAAAAGGAACUUCUGAUCAUCACAUAGUAAAAGUUGAUAUGGUAAAAGUAGAUACUGGUUCUCAACAACAUGUCAACAAGAAACGGCGGCAAGCAAAACAUAAAGUAGUCAGGAUUACUCAUUCAAAUCCAAACAAGGGUGUAUGGAAAAUAGACACAUGAAACAGAAGCAGAUUGUUAUUUCAUUGAUUUAUGCUCAUAGUACGCUGCUAUAGAAAGGGAAGAAGAAAAAGAUAAUUUAUAUGACAGAUCUUGUGAUUGAACCACAUAUCAAUAACAGUUUGAGCUUGGAUUUAUAAUAAGAGCUAAAUGUGCUGUGUCCUUGCUUCAGCUUGACAAAAAGGAGUCCCAGGAUAUAUACUACUCCCAGUUAGCACACCUCUUCAUACUUUUCUUUUUUUCUUCACCGAGUUUAACAGAAUUACUCAUACUUAAGUACAGUUGAUUUUUAUAUAACUUGAUUGUGAUAUGUUUUACCACAUCAA